AUGGGUUCGUCGUCGGAUGAUUCUGAUGAUGUGCGUAUUGGCGAUUCAUUAAGGGAUAGACCAUCAAGGCAACCAACGCUGGUUUCGGCAUGUGAGGAAAGCGCCCAUUAUCCGGUUUUCGAUCCAGAAGACCCGGAGCACAAUCCGACAAUUGAGAGAAACGGGUGUCUACAGGAUGUUGCCAUGCAGUCGGAAUACCCUAAUGCAUCCUUACGCUGGAUGCGAGGCCUUCCUCGAAGAUCACUGCGGCAAGCUCGCUCUGGUAUCCAAGCUCUGAGAACCGGUUUGCGAAUGUCUUGUAGGCGAACCGGCCAAAUCAGCGCUGGACUGUGGUCUCGAUCUGAUUCCGCAGGGAGUUCAAACGACCCACGGUAUCAACAGUUUUCAUCUACAGUAUCGGAGGCAAGCACAGAUACUGACUGGGAAUUUGGCACGAACCUCUAUCGGUGCAAUUACCCAAAGCACGAAAACGAGGUUGGCAAAGACACGAAUGUUGCCUCAUGUACUUGGAACCUCCCCUCGGCUUCAGCGAAAUCCAGCACCGCUGAACGUCCCAUGAUAUUCCCGCUCGAUGUGAGAGCUACCUCGGGCAACGAGUCUCACUGUAGCCCAAAUCCGGUCAUUCCCGGCGAUGGUGAAGAGCUUCUUCACGAUGCAGGCCAAUAUAGGGCAAUACUUCCCGAAUUUUCUGAAACUCUAUGCGCUGACGACGAUAUCCACCCGGGGGAACUUGAAGCGUCCGUGAAGAGUAACCCUGAGAUAGCGGUCCAUCUAGAAGAUGAGGUGAACUUGAUCGCUGAUAAGGAGGGUAUAAACGAAACCUGCGUAGAGGACUAUAUCUCUAUAUCAUCAUUGCUGUUGGAAGCUCUUGGUGACGAGUACUUUCUCGUCGCUAAAGCCCCAGGCGAAGAACCCGACAGUGGCCGUACCCCAAUCAAAGACGAUGAGUUCAAUGGUCAUGAACUCGAGCAUAAUUGGCCAUUUCCGAUGCAGGAAGUUCCAGAGUUGGUUGGGCCCAGGGGACCCCUGGGCUUCAACCCCGAGGCAUAUCGCAGGCACCCCCAUUCCAGCGACGCAAGUGACGAGUAUUCUGUCGACUACACAUUGAUACAGCGGAACUACUUCGCGUGA
Aspergillus nidulans FGSC A4 is the source of this 1131-nucleotide messenger RNA. RefSeq lists its product as uncharacterized. NCBI's taxonomy places the organism in Eukaryota, Fungi, Ascomycota, Eurotiomycetes, Eurotiales, Aspergillaceae. The coding region runs from base 1 to 1131 and encodes 376 amino acids. The record is from RefSeq and is a predicted model, not a curated record. The transcript is spliced from 2 exons.